AUGGAGACACAAUCGAAACCUCCUGCGAGGAAACCACACAUUAGCGAAGAGCCCAUUACUUUCUUCAACUGGUACAAACAUAUUGAUUGGCUUAAUGUCGUCUUCGUAGUUGGAAUUCCUCUCAUCGGAGUAGUGAGCUCCUACUUUGUCCCUUUACAUCCAUAUACCUUCAUCUUUGCCGUCAUAUUUUAUUUCAACACUGGUCUUGGUAUCACAGCAGGCUAUCACAGAUUAUGGUCUCAUACCUCGUAUAAAGCCACCCCGAUUCUCAAAUUCUAUCUUGCCGCCUGCGGCUCCGGCGCCGUACAGGGCUCGAUCCGAUGGUGGUCCCGAGGCCACCGUGCCCACCACCGCUACACCGACACGGACAAGGACCCUUACUCGGUCCGCAAGGGUCUCGCCUACUCGCACAUGGGCUGGAUGGUCAUGAAGCAGGAUCCCAAGCGCAUCGGCCGCGCCGACAUUACCGACCUAAACGAGGACCCCUUUGUCGUCUGGCAGCACCGCCACUAUGUCUUUUCCGUCGUCGCCAUGGCCUGGGUCUUUCCCGCUCUGGUCUGUGGUGUCUGGGGUGACUGGAAGGGAGGCCUGAUCUAUGCCGGUAUUCUGCGCAGCUGCUUUGUCCAGCAGGCUACGUUUUGUAUCAACUCACUGGCGCACUGGCUUGGUGAUCAGCCCUUUGAUGAUAGAAACUCGCCAAGGGACAAUAUGAUCACAGCGCUGGUUACUCUGGGUGAAGGAUACCACAACUUCCACCACGAGUUUCCAUCCGACUACCGCAAUGCUAUCCAGUGGUAUCAAUACGAUCCUACUAAGUGGAUGAUCUGGGUAUGGAAGCAAGUGGGUCUCGCCUACGACCUAAAGGAGUUCCGUUCAAACGAAAUAGAAAAGGGUCGCGUCCAACAACUCCAAAAGAAACUCGACCAGCGCCGCGCCAAACUCGACUGGGGUGUCCCAUUGGAUCAACUCCCCGUGAUCUCAUGGGACGACUUCGUUAGGGAUGCUAGAGUAGACGGCAAGGCUCUCGUGGCCAUUGCCGGUGUGAUCCACGACGUUGCCGGCUUUAUCCAGGACCAUCCUGGAGGCAAGACCUUGAUUGGCUCGGCCAUUGGUAAAGAUGCCACGGCCAUUUUUAACGGAGGUGUCUAUGACCACUCUAACGCAGCUCACAACUUGCUCUCCACCAUGAGGGUUGGUGUUCUUCGUGGAGGGUGCGAAGUCGAGGCUUGGAAGAUGCAGCCGUCGGAAAAGGAGAAGAUGGUUAGCGACUCGACAGGGCAGCACAUUGUAAGAGCCGGGGACCAGGUCACUCGAAUGUCGAGUGUAUGA
Messenger RNA from Pestalotiopsis fici W106-1, 1329 nucleotides. RefSeq names its product Acyl-CoA desaturase. Gene Ontology annotation, biological process: unsaturated fatty acid biosynthetic process. The record is from RefSeq and is a predicted model, not a curated record. Gene Ontology annotation, cellular component: endoplasmic reticulum membrane. Gene Ontology annotation, molecular function: stearoyl-CoA 9-desaturase activity; heme binding; iron ion binding. The transcript has 4 exons. Lineage: Eukaryota; Fungi; Ascomycota; Sordariomycetes; Amphisphaeriales; Sporocadaceae. Bases 1 to 1329 code for a protein of 442 amino acids.